Messenger RNA from Gryllus bimaculatus (two-spotted cricket), 597 nucleotides. NCBI's taxonomy places the organism in Eukaryota, Metazoa, Arthropoda, Insecta, Orthoptera, Gryllidae. The record is from the annotation of a GenBank genome assembly.
AUGUUCUCCGGCGGCGGCCGCAAGCACACUCAAGCGGCGGCUGCGGCGAAGGGCGACGGCGGCGGCGGCGGCGGUGGCCGGCGCACGGACACCGAGUCGGAGGUGAUGUUCAUCUUCAUGUGCAUCCUGUACGACGUGUACCAGCUGAUGGGGCUGCUGGCGCGCGGGUUGCGCCAGAGCCUGCUGGAGCUGCUGGCGUACGCCGCCUGGGACGCCGUCCACCUCACGCAGCUCGUCUCGCUCACCGCCGCCUGCCACCUCGCCGCCGCCCACGCCGACGCCGCCUCGCGACAGGUGACGCGGCUUGUGCUGGCGCAGCCCUCCUUGCCCUCCAGCAGUUGCACAUCCAUGUCAGAGGAGCUGCACUCGUUCUCACUGCAACUGCUGCAUUCGCGCCUGGAAUUCAGUGCGUGCGGCCUCUUCGCCUUCGACCUGCGCAUGCUACCACAGACCGUAAUCAGCAUGAAAAUGGUUGUUCUAACAGCCAAUCAAGUUUCAAUUUCCGAGCGGAGAGUUAUUUUCUACCGUGGCGCUCCAUACAAAGAUGAGAUGUCUAUGUGCGUUUAUACUGAUGAUCUUUCCAAACCCUUGAAUUAA